UGGAACCAUCCAAGUCCAAAAUCCCUCGCAUGAGCUGAAGUAAAGACGAACCAAGGAGAAUUAAAAGUAGUACUUUUGCACUACGUAUCUUCAGUAGAAGCCAUGCAAGAGAACAGCCUGUUCAGUUGUUCAGACACACGACAACGACAGCAACAUAUAUUCUGUGCAUAUAGGGCUGCCAUGUCAUGACAUGUGCUGCAAGUGUUGCUUCCAACCAGGAAACCUCAGAGUGAAAGUGAAAAAGCGAAGUCCAACCAACCCAACGCGACCGAACCCAAAGCCUGUCUCCUCUGGAGAAUGUCUCCCUUUGGGGUCUUCAUCGUGGUGGCUCUUCUCGUUUCCUCCAAGCAAGUUCUAGGCAAUGGAUUCCUGCCACCACCUCAAAACGUCACCGUUGUGUCAAAGGGUUUCGGUCUCUUCCUGACAUGGCUGCCAGAUGAACAUUACCCACCUGGAGUCUCCUACACCGUUCAGUGGAAAAACUCUUUUGUUCCAUGGGGCGACAUCUCACACUGCAGAGCUAUCUCUGAAACAAUUUGCAACAUAACUUGUGCGUCUCCAAAUCUGAACAACAGAUACUGGGUCCAGGUCAAAGCUCAGAUGAGAACUGGCACUGGGAUCAUCUCAUCCAUAUGGCAAUGGAAGUCUGUCGAUUACGAAAUUCAUGUGAACAUUGUUCCUCCUGUGCUACAAUUAAGAAAGACUGAACACACCCUUUGGGUGAACGCUACUUUUGUCUACCCAUCCUGCACAAAGGCCAUCUUUCAACAAGGUCUGACCUAUGAUUUGAAGAUUUGGGCAGAACAUGGGACAGAAAAACCGAGGGAAUUCAAAGAGCUGACAAAGAAUGUAAUGGAUAUUAACAUUACAGACUGGAGGAGCGGCAAUUACUGCGUCCGUGCCCAGGCUUUCUUCAACAACAACAACAAGAAACGGAGCAAUUUCUCCGAGCCGAUUUGCACGUUGCUACAUGAAAACAGCACAGCCCUGCAAGGAGGAGCCCAAAGCUGGGGAUUUGUUGCCUUUCCAUUCCUCAUCAUGUUGUCUGCUGGUGCCAUUGCUCUAUUCCUGUGGUCCAAAUACAAGAUGAAGGACAUCAAGAUGCCUCAGGCUUUGGAUUUUUCCAGGUUCAGAAGUACAAAGAAGUUGCUGGAAUUUGGUGGAAGGGAGUUAAUUACAGUUUAUAACCUGACAUGCACGGAGGUGCCCUUCACAUCCGAAAUGCGGGGCAGGCCUGGUCUCCAGCUGUAUUCAAUACUGACUCCAUCUGCACAUUCGCUGUCAGAAGAAGACGAUGAGGAUGACGAAGAUGAUGACGACAGCCUUGUACCAUACACUGGAAUGAUCAAAUUCCAAAAGAAAGAAAGGAACAGUCAAAGGAUCGCCAUGGAUCAGAAAGUACCUGAUCCUUCAUCUGGAUCUGGAUGUUCUGAGCCCAACGGAGGGUGCUGCUUGCCAGAUUUAAUGGCCUCAGAAAGGCUCUUUGUGUCAACAGAAUGGGAGACAGAUGUAGAUUAUAUGUCCGGCUUCUCUGAGAAUAACAGGAUGUCCAUUUCUGAAAAUUCAUCUGCAGAUAGUUCCCUUGGUUUCCCGGCUAUUCGUCCUACCUCUAGAACAGAAGGACAAGAUGCGAAUGGGGAUAUAGACUUUUUGAUUCAGUGGCCUCCAAUGACAAAAGAACCUGACUUUAACUUUCCCACUGGGUUGCAAUUUGGGGAUGCCAACAGCCAUCCUGAGCUUACCUGCAAAAGACUGGGCAAUGCCCAGGUCACUCUGGAUGAGAUCAACCUGGACUCCUUUGACCUCUUCCAUGAGGAGCAGCUCACAGAGGAGGAAAGUUCUGAAAAAGACUCCAGCGAUUGUGAGGGACUCUUUGUAGAAAGGCCUCUUUUGAAAGCGCCUUCUUGUAAGGAAGACUUAGAAAACGUGUUACUAGGAGGAAGCAGAGAUGCAGGUGCUGAGGUUUUAUCCAGUUCCAUGUGCCAUGGUUAUCGGCCCAAGCACAUUCCUUAUAUUUCAAGAACCUAA
Sceloporus undulatus (fence lizard) is the source of this 2028-nucleotide messenger RNA. RefSeq names its product interferon lambda receptor 1 (gene IFNLR1). Bases 298 to 2028 code for a protein of 576 amino acids. The record is from RefSeq and is a predicted model, not a curated record. Gene Ontology annotation, molecular function: protein binding. Lineage: Eukaryota; Metazoa; Chordata; Lepidosauria; Squamata; Phrynosomatidae. The transcript has 8 exons.